AAUAUAUAUAUUAUCUGCAGCCAAGAACGGGUAAAAUAAAUGGUAUAUUCUAUAAGCUGACAGCCUGAAACUUAACCACCGCAUCUCUUCAACUUCUUUCUACUUCGCGCCAUUUCAUGACUCGACCGUUAAACAUCCAAAAAGCCAAGUUCCAAUGACAUACAAAACAGCUUACCACCUCUCGAUUCUACUAAGAAACUGCGCCAAUCACUCUUUAAUCUAUCAAGCCAAACAAAUCAAUGUCCAAAUCCUUUUAAGUAACUACCUCAGCAACGUUACCCUUCAAACUGAUCUCUUGUUAGCCUACUCGAAAUCUGGGUUUCUUCAAGAAGCCCGUAAAGUGUUUGAUAGAAUGCCUGAAAGAAACGUGCAUUCGUGGAAUAUUAUGAUGUCAUCGUAUGCGCAGAAUUAUUGUUACUCUGAUGCUAUUUGUAUCUUUGAUGAGUUUUUGAAAAUGGGUUUUCGACCGGAUCACUAUACGUUGCCUCCACUGUUUAAGGCAGUAGCUGGAGUGGGAGAUUGUUAUUUGGGGUUUGUGCUUCAUGGUUGGGUGAUUAGACUUGGUUUUGAGGGAUAUGUUGUUGUGGGAAGUUCUGUUCUGGAUUUUUACUUGAAAGGUGGGAAAUUGGUUGAGGCGAAGCGAGUGUUUUCUAAUAUGUUGUGGAGGGAUUGUGGUGUUUGGAAUUUGAUGAUUUCUGGGUUUGGGAGGGCAGGGUUUUAUGUGGAGGCUUUGAGUUUGGUUAGGAAUAUGGUUGAGGAAGGGGUAAAGUUGGAUGCUUUGGUGGUACCGAGUAUUUUGAAUGCUUGUGGAGGGGAAGGUGACUUGAUGAAAGGGAAGGAAAUUCAUGGGCGAGUAGUGAAGAGUACUUUUUUCAAUGUGGAUGUUGUGAUUAGUAACUCAUUGAUUGAUAUGUAUGCCAAAUGUGGGUGCUUGAAUGAUUCAGAAAAGGUUUUCAGGAACAUGCGCAGAUUGAAUGUUGUUACAUGGACCACAAUGAUAUCGUGUUAUGGGGUUCAUGGGAGAGCAGAGGAAUCUCUGGAAGUUUUUAAGAAAAUGAAAGGUUUUGGACUUAAACCUAACCCUGUCACACUAACUGCAGUUUUGGCUAGUUGCAGCCAUUCAGGUCUAAUUGAUGAAGGCCGGAGGAUCUUUUAUUCAAUGCAAUCACAUUAUGGGUUUGAACCCGGUGUAGAGCACUAUGCUUGUAUGGUGGACCUCUUAGGUCGUUUUGGCCAUCUCGAGGAAGCUCUUGGAUUAGUACAGAGAAUGAAGUUAGAAGCAACUGCAAGUGUCUGGGGUGCGCUACUGGGUGGUUGUGUGAUGCACAAGAAUGUCAAUAUUGGUGAAAUAGCAGCUCAUUGUCUUUUUGAACUGGAACCAAGUAACCCCGGAAACUAUAUAGCCUUGUGUUAUAUUUACAAAUCUCAUGGUAUUUCAGAUGGUAUAACAAUAACCAGGGCAAAGAUGAGAGAAUUGGGUUUGGCUAAAACUCCUGGUUGUAGCUGGAUAACAAUAGCAGGAACAGUACACAAAUUCUACCAAGGAUGUCAUUCUCAUCCAUUGACAAAAGUGACGUGUGAAAUUUUAGAUAGAAUGAUCAAGGUGCUAAUGUUGCCUGGUGAUUUUGAACUGGAAAUCCAUGUUAUUAAUAUUUCAUCAUGCUCGCUUUCAUAAAAUUUUGUAAUAUCACACUCACUGUAUGAUUUAUUGUGCCACAGGCAUUGCAGUUGAUCAGGUCAUUUGUUUUUCUUUCCUUGUUCAGACAUAUGGCAUGGUAUGACUAGCUUAGAAGGAAAAGCUUGGACUACCCUGUCCUUGAAAUCUAAAUACAUUUAAGUUUCGCAUCUUAACUGACAACUGUUCAUUGCUUGUUGAGUGCAAUUAAACGGACCUUGUGCUCGAGAUGCUGCUGAUUGGACCGAGAAGAGGAUGUUGCUAUAUCAGAAUCCAGGGGAUGAUCAUGUGCCAAUUUAAUCAACAGAGAGCAACAGAGAGGAAUGCAAGAAAGAAUAGGCCACCAAGUGAGACAAAGACAACAAUUAUAACAGUUGAAUGAUGUCCUGGUGUUGGCGGUGGAGAUGGAAUAACAUGAGAGGGUGCAGGUGGAAUAAUAUGAGGUGGUGAUGGUGGAGGAAUGUGAUGGGGUGGUGGCGGAUGAAAUGGAUGAUUGGGUGGUGUUGCUGGCACUGGGAAUGGGGAUGGUGGAGUAAUUGGAUGAUGUGGUGGAGGAACUUUUGGAGGGGAGGGUUUAAUGUGUGGUGGCGGAGGAUUAUGGGGUGGGGACCCUUUUGGAGGGGAUGGAUAAUUAUGGGGUGGGACAACUUUUGGAGGGGAGGGUAUAAUGUGUGGUGGCGGAGGAUUAUGGGGUGGGGACCCUUUUGGAGGGGAUGGAUAAUUAUGAGGCGGCACAACUUUUGGAGGGGAUGGAGGAUUAUGCGGUGGUGGUAGAGGAAAAUAUGGGAAGUUGUAGUCAUAGUUAUCAAGGGGAGCCAUUUCAAUUUGGGAAAGAGAUGGAAGCUGACAGAUUAUGUUUUGCUGCUGCUGAGAUACGAAUAUUAUGAGUUGUGCUUUUGCCUAUUUAUAGUAUUUAUACUGUCAACUCUCGAGAAGAGUUUUCAGUUGUUAAAUGUUUUGCAUGCUUCUAAGCUUUGAGUAACUUUACUCGCAUGCUAAGUUUUUCAAAGAGUUGUCAUUGAUUGCAUUAAAAAACACUUCUUUUGUUUUUCUGAUUAUUUGAGAGGUGUCCUUUCUACAUCUCAUGAUAGGAAUAUCAAUGGAGUUGAUUGGUAUGACUCGUCUAUACAUUGACCACUUACUAAUAGUCAUAUUUUGAUUCUUUCUGACAAUGACUUGCUCUGCCUCUGAUGUUGUUUUUUUUCCUUUGAUAAUCUAUUUGAAGAACAAAGACUGUUAACCCUACAUUGUGCAAUCAUGUCGAAUUCCUUAAACGCUGGGCACAGGACGGAUCCACAACUGUGGAGGGAAUGAAGGCAUGGAGGUGGCUUCCAAUCUCAUGAGGCAAGUUGGCGGGGCUAGUGGUUGUUGCUUAUGUAUGACAAAAGGAAUUUGCAGAGCAGAAAUAAGCAUGAAAGCAGGUCCUCAAAUAUAAAAAAAGGGCAACCUUCUUAUCAUACUGUAAUACAUCAAGCUGUCUCAGAAGCACAAGCACCAAUUCAAGAAUUGACAAAUACAAUAGAGAAUUUCUAUUUCA
This is a messenger RNA of Populus nigra (black poplar), 3212 nucleotides long. RefSeq names its product pentatricopeptide repeat-containing protein At3g24000, mitochondrial-like. Lineage: Eukaryota; Viridiplantae; Streptophyta; Magnoliopsida; Malpighiales; Salicaceae. Bases 155 to 1675 code for a protein of 506 amino acids. The record is from RefSeq and is a predicted model, not a curated record. Gene Ontology annotation, molecular function: RNA binding; protein binding. The transcript has 4 exons. Gene Ontology annotation, biological process: RNA modification.